CUUACCACAAGAACAUAAAAGCCAAAAGGCAAAGUGUUCUUAAUUACACUUAGGUUUAAUUUCUUCAAUCUAUUUUUAUUACAAAUUUAAAAAAAACACUGUAAUGGCUGUUGCUGCUAAGUGUUCAAUCAUUGGUUUCUUCAACAAAAAAGAUUCCAUCAAAUGCUCCUAUUCAUUCACGAAAGAAUCCAUCAAAUUCUCAGCUACUCCUAAAUACGAAGAACUGAGUUCUUCAAUGAAUGGGUGCCAUGGCGAUUCGAGAGCUCCUCUAGGGACCAUUGAGACUCGAACAUUUCCCGUCGCGGCGACGACGGCUGUGGCAGCCGAUCGCUUACAUGCCGCCAUUUUUGAUCUCAAGAAUAAUCCGCCACACGUCGAUUCCGGCAUCAUUCGUAUUCAGGUUCCAAUCGAGCAGAAGAUUGAAUCUCUGGAUUGGCUUCGAUCCCAAGCAGACAGUAGCAGUACUGUUCUGCCACGCUGUUAUUUCUCUGGUCGGGAGCCUGCAAAUAUUAAUAUUAAUAUCCCCAAGAUCCAAAACUUUGACGGUAAUAUCAAUGGCGACCAUGAAAAUGAUAUUAAUUGCAAGAAGCUCCUCAGUGUUGCCGGCCUCGGCUCUGCUGUAUCCUUCCGACAGCUCACUCCUUUCUCUUUGGACGAUUGGCAUUGCAUCAAAAGAUUCCUGUCGAAGAACUCUCCGUUGAUCCGAGCUUACGGUGCGAUCCGCUUCGACGGAAGGUCGGAUAUUUCGUCAGAAUGGGAGGGAUUUGGUUCAUUCUAUUUCAUGGUACCUCAGGUCGAAUUCGACGAGUUCGAAGGGAGCUCGAUGAUCGCAGCGACGAUCGCAUGGGACAAUCAUUUGUCACGAACGUACGAGGAGGCGAUUGGUGCACUUGAGGACACACUUUGGCAGAUUUCGUCGUCGGUUGUAAGAAAGAAAUUAAAUGGAAGAACAGGCGAUGCAGUUUUGCUUCACCAGAGUCAUGUCCCGAACAAAGGCUGUUGGGAUUCAGCCAUUAAUAAAGCUUUGGAGAUGAUAAGGAGGGAAGAUACGUCUCUACUGAAGGUUGUUCUUGCACGUAGCAGCAGAGUUUUGACAGAUGUCGAAAUCGAUCCAUUGGAAUGGCUUAAUACACUCAAAUCUGAAGGUGAUAAAGCUUAUCAGUUUUGCCUUCAGCCUCCCCAGUCGCCUGCAUUCAUAGGAAACACUCCGGAGAGACUAUUCCAUAGGGAUGAACUGAGUGUGUGCAGCGAGGCUUUGGCAGCUACACGAAGAAGGGGUGAGACUGAGCCUUUAGAUCUGCAAAUUGGACAUGAUUUGCUUACAAGUAAGAAAGAUCACGUGGAGUUCACGGUCGUAAGAGAAAACAUAAGAAGAAAGUUCGAGGAGAUAUGCUCCCAAACAAUAGUCGAACCGAGCAAAUCUCUCCGGAAACUUCCACGUGUUCAACAUCUUUAUGCUAAGCUCACCGGAAAACUCAAGCAAGAAGACGAUGAGUUUAGAGUACUGUCUUCUCUUCACCCAACUCCAGCUGUCUGUGGCCUUCCUGCAGAAGACGCUCGACAACUGAUCGCAGAUACAGAGAUGUUUGAUCGAGGAAUGUAUGCUGGGCCAGUUGGAUACUUUGGUGGUUCUGAGAGUGAAUUUGCUGUGGGAAUAAGAUCAGCUUUGGUCGGAAAAGACAUCGGAGCAUUGCUCUACGCCGGAACCGGAAUUGUCGAAGGAAGCGAUUCUUCCAUGGAAUGGCAGGAGCUCGAGCUCAAGACUUCACAGUACACAAAAUUGAUGAAACGUGAGGAGACGGCUUCGAUGAAGGAAACUGUACAUCUGUAAAUGGGAUCGACUAUCGAAUCGAAUAAUUUUAAGUGAUUAAUUCUUAAUGUGUUCAUUAAUUGUAAUCUGGUGGGGUUUAGUCUUGUUAAAUUUUAUUUGCCUUAAAAUUAUAUAUAUAUAUAUAUAUGUUCACACAUUUAUUUCUUUGUUGUAUGGAGGGAUCAUGGAGGAAUGGAUUUCUACUUGAAUUUACCUCACUGAAAUAU
This is a messenger RNA of Andrographis paniculata, 2037 nucleotides long. Its product is annotated as isochorismate synthase, chloroplastic-like. Gene Ontology annotation, molecular function: isochorismate synthase activity. Gene Ontology annotation, biological process: phylloquinone biosynthetic process. The transcript is spliced from 10 exons. Lineage: Eukaryota; Viridiplantae; Streptophyta; Magnoliopsida; Lamiales; Acanthaceae. The record is from RefSeq and is a predicted model, not a curated record. Gene Ontology annotation, cellular component: plastid. Bases 104 to 1831 code for a protein of 575 amino acids.